ACUAAAUACGCUGUUUCUCACUAGAUGCUUCCUCAGACAACACUGAAAGCACAGUUGAUUGACUGUGAGCUUGCCUAACAGGCUGCUUGAAAGUUUCCAUCAGAACAAGGCUGUCAAGUCCUCCUGUCAGAUGCUUUUCUUACUCUCUGAUGUUCCUCUGCCUCUCUCUAGUGAUGCUGUUUUACUUCCAGAAUGAGUUGCACUGGAGCUGGAAGCCCCAUAGCACUGCAGCCUGUCGUUAUCACCACACGUUGUAGCUAAGAAGUGAGCAGGAUGCCCCCAGGCAUUUACUGCCCUAUGGAAUUCUGGUCCAAGGGGGAAAACCAAAAUAUCCAGGUGGACUUUCUGCUGCCCACAGGCAUAUAUUUAAACCUCUCUGUGUCCUGUAAUGCCAGCUUGGGCACCAUCAAGCAGGUGGUGUGGCAGCAUGCGCAAUAUGAGCCGCUGUACCACAUGCUCAAUGAUCCCGAGGCCUAUGUGUUCACGUGCAUCAACCAGACAGCGGAACAGCAAGAGCUGGAAGAUGAGCAACGGCGACUUUGUGACAUCCAGCCCUUCCUACCAGUACUGCGGCUUGUGGCUCGAGAAGGCGACAGGGUCAAGAAGCUUAUUAACUCCCAAAUCAGCCUACUCAUUGGGAAAGGUUUGCAUGAGUUUGAUUCUGUGCAGGACCCAGAGGUGAAUGAUUUCCGCAUCAAAAUGCGCCAGUUCUGUGAGGAGAGAGCAGCAAAGCGGCAGCAGCUUAGCUGGGCAGCUUGGAUGGAGUACAACUUUCCUUUGCAGCUGGAGCCAUUGGCCAAAGGCCUUGGGACUGGCCCCCUACAUACCCCCACCAAGAACAUUUUUGUCAACGUCAAGUUUCAGUCUGGCGGGGAGAGCUUCACUUUCCAGAUCUCCCCAAAGGAGUUCCCCAUCACAUUAAUGAGCUAUGCUAUCAAGAAACAGGCUACUGUCUUCCGCCACGAGACUGUGGAGAACCCAGAGGAUUAUACCCUGCAAGUGAAUGGAAAAUGUGAAUAUCUCUAUGGGAACUACCCCCUGUACCAGUUCCAGUAUAUCCGCAGCUGCCUACACCAAGGCCUAACGCCCCACCUGACCAUGGUACACUCCUCCUCUAUCAUUGCUAUGAGAGAUGAGCAGACCAACUGCAUUGCCAACGCCCCAAAGAUGGCUGCCAAGCCUCCCCCGCUCCCUAAGAAGAAGCCAAACUAUGGUUCUCUCUGGUCCCUAGAGCAAUCCUUUUACAUUGAGCUGGUGCAAGGCAGCAAGGUCAAUGCAGAUGAGAGAAUGAAGCUGGUGGUGCAAGCAGGUCUUUUUCAUGGCAAUGAGAUGCUGUGCAAGAUGGUGUCAAGCUCUGAAGUGAACGUAUGCUCAGAGCCGGUGUGGAAGCAGAGGCUGGAUUUUGAUAUUAACAUCUGUGAUCUUCCCCGUAUGGCGCGGCUCUGCUUUGCCCUCUAUGCUGUCAUUGAGAAGGCAAAGAAGGCACGUUCCACCAAGAAGAAGUCCAAGAAAGCUGACUGCCCAAUUGCCUGGGUGAAUGUUAUGCUCUUUGACUAUAAGGACCAGCUGAAAACAGGAGAGUGCUGCUUGCACAUGUGGUCCUCCUUUCCAGAUGAGAAAGGGGAACUUCUGAACCCCAUGGGUACAGUACAUUGCAACCCCAACACAGAAAGUGCAGCAGCCUUGGUCAUCUGCUUCCCCAGCAUUACAUCGCAUCCUGUAUAUUACCCGUCAUUUGAACAGCUGCUGGAGUUGGGGAGAAAUGGAGAACAACCCCGUGCUGUGCUGGAAGACCCUGAGGAGAAACUGCAACUGAAGGAGAUACUGGAGCGGAGGAGCCACACUGAGCUCUAUGAGGAUGAAAAAGAUCUGGUCUGGAAGAUGAGGUAUGAUAUCCGUGACCAGUACCCACAAGCUUUGGCAAAGCUCCUUAUCAUCACCAAAUGGAACAAGCAUGAAGAUGUUGCCCAGAUGAUUUCCCUGCUUCAGACUUGGCCAGAGCUGCCUGUCCUGAAUGCCUUGGAGCUGCUGGAUUUCAGCUUCCCUGACCGUUACGUGGGCUCCUUUGCUAUCAAUUCAUUAAAGAAGCUGACAGAUGGUGAAUUGUUCCAAUACCUCCUACAACUUGUCCAGGUGCUUAAGUAUGAAUCCUACUUAGACUGUGAAUUAACCAAGUUCCUACUGGACAGGGCAUUAUCCAACCGCAAGAUAGGCCACUUCCUAUUCUGGCAUCUAAGGUCAGAAAUGCAUGUCCCUGCAGUCGCCUUGAGGUUUGGCCUGAUCCUGGAGGCAUACUGCAGAGGCAGCACCCAUCACAUGAAAGUUUUAAUGAAACAGGGAGAAGCACUCAACAAGAUGAAAGCUCUGAAUGACUUUGUCAAAGUGAGUUCUCAGAAGGCCACAAAGCCUCAAACCAAGGAGAUGAUGCAUAUGUGCAUGAAGCAGGAAACUUACCUUGAAGCACUUUCCCACCUCCAGUCUCCCCUGAACCCCAACAUUAUCCUCGCUGAAGUUUGUGUGGAGCAGUGUACUUUUAUGGACUCCAAGAUGAAACCUUUAUGGAUUGUGUUUAAUAAUGAAGAAACAGGUGGAGGUGGAGUGGGUAUCAUUUUUAAAAAUGGAGAUGACCUUCGUCAGGACAUGCUGACACUGCAGAUGAUACAGCUGAUGGACAUCCUGUGGAAGCAGGAGGGCCUGGACCUGAGGAUGACCCCUUAUGGCUGCCUCUCCACAGGCGACAAGACUGGACUGAUAGAAGUAGUCAUGCAUUCAGAUACCAUUGCCAACAUCCAGCUGAACAAGAGCAACAUGGUGGCCACUGCAGCCUUCAACAAAGAUGCACUGCUGAACUGGCUAAAAUCCAAGAACCCAGGUGAAGCAUUAGAACAAGCUAUAGAGGAGUUCACUCUUUCCUGCGCCGGGUACUGCGUGGCAACAUAUGUACUAGGAAUAGGGGACCGGCACAGUGAUAACAUCAUGAUCCGGGAAACUGGCCAGCUCUUCCAUAUUGAUUUUGGUCACUUUUUGGGGAACUUCAAGACCAAAUUUGGUAUUAAUAGAGAACGAGUUCCUUUCAUCUUAACCUAUGACUUUGUGCAUGUCAUCCAGCAAGGGAAAACUAACAACAAUGAGAAAUUUGAAAGAUUCAGGGGUUACUGUGAAAAAGCUUAUAUGAUUCUGCGGCGCCAUGGUCUUCUCUUCCUGCACUUGUUUGCACUGAUGAAAGCUGCUGGCCUGCCAGAACUCAGCUGCUCUAAAGACAUUCAGUAUCUAAAGGAUUCCCUAGCGCUAGCAAAAACAGAUGAGGAGGCACUGAAGCAUUUCAGACUAAAGUUUAAUGAAGCCCUUCGAGAGAGCUGGAAAACCAAAGUGAACUGGCUGGCACACAACGUAUCCAAAGAUAACAGGCAGUAGAGCAACUGAGUGAGCCUGUGCACCUGCUCCAAGAGAAUGUAAUACCACUUGCACUGAGUCCAGCAUUUGUAGACAGGUUUCUAAAGACUGAUGAAUGUUGCCAUGUUGAAGAUCCCUCACCUGCAUACCUAAAGAUCAGACAUUUCUGCAUGACUGAAAAUUGUUGGACUGUCAUCAGCUGCGUAAUCAUGUCUGCUCUAGAUCUGUGGGGACGAAGGGGGAGACAUAAGGCAAUAAAAUUACUGCAUACAAAGAAAGGUAGGUAGAUGUACUGUAUCCUUAAGAACUUGUUAAACUUCAAAUAUAUCCUUUAAUGGAAGAGUUUAGACAGCUGUAAUAUCCUUUAAAAUGGUUGAGUGUAUUAAUGUGUCUGUUUCUAUUUUCUUGAAAACUUAGCUGAACAUGGAGAAUGUGCUAUCUGUAGCUCUUGCUCUAGGUACACACCCUUACAGCUCAGAGGCAUUAACUCACCAUGAGAUCACUCCUCCUACCCUCUUUCAGUGUAUAGCAAGAUCACCACUGCAACAGACUCGGACAGGGUAAAAAUACACAUAUUGUCACUCUGUUAGAGAGGCCAAAGUACUCUUAACCUGAACUGGGAACCCAUCUAUCGGUGUCAAAACUGAUGCCAGCAGAACAUGUUCUGGUUGGCCAGUGGAUUAGGUAUUUUUGUUUCCUUUCCUAAACCAGGCUUUAUUUCAGCCUCAAGCAACUCCUGGGUUUCUGCAUUUAUUUUAUUUUUUAGCCUGUGAAUAAUAGGCUUGCAUUUUCAAAACUCCUAUGCAGCACUGGUUGCUACAUGUACCUCCUGCUGGGCUUUACCACCUGGUUUCCCUGUAGCACGGGUGUGCAGGGCCCUGGCCUACACCUGCAUGAUCACUGGGACACAACACUGCAGUUCCAGUGUCAGCUGGGACAGACAGUGCUAUUCUGCGGCCCAGCUUGCUUCCUGUGUUAGGAUAGAGGAGUGCCAGAUGAAGGGGUUUAACACUGAAAAAUUACUGUGAGUAUGAGGCAAUUAGAAUUAUUAAGUUGCAUCUCCACUCCCAUCCUUUUACAAGGAUAUUCCCCGUUCCUUUCCACACUCCUCCUCCUCUGAGCUGGGGUGCAGAGACUGCAUGUCCAUGUGGGGGUUCAGCCGAAGAGCAAGCUGCAGUUGUUGGUGCUUGCACCUGCAGCUGGACAUUUCCUUCCCACGCAGAAUCUCUCCCCUCGCCCUCCCCACACGGUGCUGUAGCUAAUCAUACAUUUCUACUCCUGUGUUGUAUUCUUGUCUCCAGCUAGUAUCCUCACCUGGUGGGCAGGUUAGAGCACUGGUGUUGCACAGGGACAGACGGGACAGGAGCCGCUGCUACCACGCGGUGCCUCACGUGAGCGUAGCGAGGGGCGUCAAGCAGGCUGCAGCCUGUGGGUCAUGCUGGAAGAUAAGUGGAGUAGUCUGGUUAGUACCUGCUUCCUUUAGCAGUUCCCUGUGGUGCUUCCUUCCAUCUUCCCAUGUUCUCUACAACAUUAUGUUCCAAUGGAGGUGCUAUCAUUCCUGCCUUUUCAGGAAUGGCAUAGUCUAAUUUUCAGCUUCAGAACUUUUUGCAGAGCCUCCCUAAAGCUAAAUCAGACCUUUGACUUUUAUGUCCUCAACUAGGUUGAGCAACAUAUUUUUUUUUUAAAUCACAGAACAUGUGGGUAAAAAGGAAUACUGCAUUCCAUGUACUGAUUCUCAGCUGACAAGAGAUGUAUGCAGUAUCAAAUGAUGGACUACUCUGUUGUGAUUAAUUUUAGCUUCAGACCUGGUUUGAAUUAUUGUUGACUAAAAUUCCCACAAAAAAAUUCAGGUUUAGGACAGAGACCAAAAUGAUAACUAAGUUUAUUCCUAUUAACUCUUCCCUGUCAUGGGAAAAGUUUGAUAGUGUUUCUGCAUUCAGCACUUAAAUGCAACUCAUUCCUGACUUUCAGGUCUUUUUAAUACUUUAAAUCAAGUACCCCUGUAUUUGGGACAGUGGAGUGGAUGACUGCUCUAUAUUGCUCUACAAGUCCAUCGGUGUUUGGGUUGGGGGGGUUGUUUUGUUUUGUUUUUUUGAGAGAGAGGACAAGUUAAAAUAUAUUUUUUUUCAUCAACUGCUUGGCUAUUUUAACAUUGCCUUUAAAAAAAAGUAACUUCUGUCCCAGAGUAGAAAGGAAUAAUAGAUAAAAAUUAUCCUAUUUCCAUUGAUGGACCAAAAUAGUAUUUACAUCUUUAAUAAACCUUUCUCUCAUUGUCUUUACAUAUAAAUGUUCUAGGAGAUCAUGGUUUAAUGUUAUGUUGUAGCUAGUUUCAGUUCUGAUUUAAAGUACUUACUGGUUCUUUUCAUAAAAGAUAUUAUGCUAUGAAGUCUAUUCUAGUACGCUAAUAAAACCCAUACUGUUUUGUAUAUAUUAAUAUAAACCAGGUUGCCUCUUAUAGAGCACUUGAUCCUGGAAGAAGCAGUUACAUAAAAGCAAACUCAUUUUAACUUCACUUAAUCCUCAGAGACCCCUUUUAUACUUUUCAAAUGAUGCUGUAUGCGACUGAGAUGUGGUCAGCACAUUUCAAGAUAGAACGGCUUGUGCCCUUUUAACUGACCCAACAAUUAUUUAUUACACAUCCUUCUGUAAUGGUUCUUCAGCAUAUCAUUCAAUAAUAAGUGAAAUAUUCAAUAUAUCAUUCAAUAAUAAUAGUGAAAGCCUGUUUGCAGCUACAAAAAGCAGUUGUUUUUUGUGUACUUUCUCUGUUUUACAGACCUUAGUUAGUUAGCUAGAACUGAAAGCCUUGCUGCAUGUCUUCCCAUAACUGUGGAUUUGACUAAAACACUGAGAAAACAACAGUGGAUAAACGAGUACAAUCAGACCUGCAAGAAAUGAAACAACAUCUUGAUUGAAGCCAGCACUUUAGAACUGCUGCUGCUUCUAGAGAUGAGACUGGACUAAAACAAACUUCCUGUAGUCUUUGAGCAUUGUCCUCUGUGAAAGGUGAGCUUUCUGCAAUGUACUAUAAAUUACUUUCACUGAUGUGGUUUCUCUGAGGCUAGAACAUUACUCACAGUUUUCUUGAACUGAACAGCAGUUAGUGGCCUCAGUUUUCAAAUUUAAUCUUAAAAAGCAGUGACUCCCUAUUUGUCAUUAGCAGAAUACUGUUAAACUGAGCUGAUCAACAAAUUAUGAAAUAAAUCAGUGGACAUAUUUUUUAGCUAAUGUUUUUAAUAUUACAGGGAUGACUUUGCAGUGCCAAUUAUAUAGCUUCAUGCUUCACAGGCUAGAAGAGCUUCCAGAUGGCACAAUUUAAAAUAUCUUAUCUUUUACAUCCAUAUUAAAAAAAAAAAUCAGUACCAUAAGAACUUGGACAACAACUCCCAGCAGCUAUGGCAGCUCACAGCAAGCCUGUUCUUGCUCAGUGAGAUGCGCUGCACACCAGCUGAUGCCACUUCCUGUUUAACAUGCAGGGCUAACACAUACAAACAACUUCUGCUCAGCAUCUUGGUUGUGCAUUAAAACUCUGUCACUUGCCCCUCUGUGGUGAUGUUUGUACAAGGUCCCACCAUCAUCCUCUAACCAGCUGAUGCACUCUCUUCUAAUUCUGUGGGAUUUUUUAAGGGCCAGAUUUGUGGAAACCAAGUGUUCUGCACUCCAGCUUAAUGGAAUGCAUAGAAAAGUUACUGCCAUCGCAGAAUACAGCAAGGUGGGCAGGGAUCCUGCUGAGAUUAAAUAGGAAAUAAAAGAUAGAAAAAGAGGCCCACCGCUCAGUCUUUUACAGUUGCUUUGAUGUUCAGAAGAAAAUAAUGCAGUGAUUUAGAUCUCUUUGCAUGCUAAUCAGACAAUGACAAAACAGGACUGCUACGCAUUUAAAUAACCACUCCCUCAGAAGUAGGUGUUUACAGCCUCUUCACGCUCCUCCUUUUGGGUUUGGUACAUCCUGACUUUGCUUACUUGUGGAGCUGCUGAUGGCUGUGUAACUUUGCUCUAUUUCAGAGAAUGAUAUGAUAAUAUUGCUAUUUCCUUCCUUAUUCAACUGAUUCAUGGAGCAGAAAAGGCAAGUAUGUAGAAAUAUCAGGCCACAUGCAAGUUGAGAUGCACUCAAACCACAACAAUCUAAUCAGUGGUUUGUAUAUUCUCAUAGGAAGGAAGAAAUAUGCUACAAUUCUUUAAACAUAAAUGCAAUUCUCUUACCUUACCACAAGCUGAAAAUCCAGGGUCCUGUCUGUUGUAUUGCAGCAAGGCGCUCUUAGUUGAUCGUCUCCUUAGUCACUUGUCAGCAGUUGGUUUGCAGGCUCACAGCAGUUCAUACCUUCAGUUUCCAGAAACUCAGGCUCUAGUCGAGUUUUACAGAAGUACAAAGCAGCACUGGCUCACAUCGUCUGUCCUUCAAUUUUGUAAGUAAGUGCAAUAAACAAAGUUACAUUACCCUAAAUUGCAAGAACUGGGCAAUUCCAAAGGUGUUCCUCAAUCCAGCACCCAUUACAGAGGGGUUACUUUUUUCUGGAAGACUGACUUCUACAAAAAGUAAACACAUCAAUCAGUCAUCAAGUGGACUUUCUCCCUUGUAUGCCACUGGAAUAGUAACUGUAUCUUGAAUACAAGUAAGAAGGUUGUAUCAGGUCAGCAAAGAUGCUUUCUCUCCAAAAUUACAAAGCAGUAUCUCAUCUGAUAAUCAUCAUUACAAUUCAGCUUGCUGGAGACUGAAACUUAAAUCACUUCCCCCCCCCCCCCAAAAAAAAUUAGAUUUCACUGUAAAUAACUACCCUCCCUCUGAUGUUAUAAAUAUGCUCAAAGUGAUACCUUUUACUAUUUCUAUUUAUUUAGGGAUUUUUUUUGUGUGAUUUUUUUUUAACUCUGUACAAACUGAUUGUGCUUAUUCUGUUGCCUUUGAAAAAAGAGGUAUUUUUUUUAAGUCAGGCCAUGGUUCUGUAGGAAGAGAAUGUUUACAUGUUUAACUUUUCAGUUGCUUGAAGUACAUGUUUUGUAAGUCUAAAAAUAAAAAUGAUUGAUAAAUUAGA
Molecule: messenger RNA, 8417 nt
Organism: Dromaius novaehollandiae (emu)
Lineage: Eukaryota; Metazoa; Chordata; Aves; Casuariiformes; Dromaiidae
Gene: PIK3CD
Product: phosphatidylinositol-4,5-bisphosphate 3-kinase catalytic subunit delta
Exons: 24
Coding region: 274-3414 (1046 amino acids)
Biological process (GO): phosphatidylinositol 3-kinase/protein kinase B signal transduction; cell migration; phosphatidylinositol-3-phosphate biosynthetic process
Cellular component (GO): plasma membrane; phosphatidylinositol 3-kinase complex; cytoplasm
Molecular function (GO): 1-phosphatidylinositol-3-kinase activity; 1-phosphatidylinositol-4-phosphate 3-kinase activity
Source: RefSeq, a predicted model, not a curated record